This is a messenger RNA of Hippocampus zosterae (dwarf seahorse), 2245 nucleotides long. Its product is annotated as oocyte zinc finger protein XlCOF22-like. The transcript has 2 exons. Gene Ontology annotation, cellular component: nucleus. The record is from RefSeq and is a predicted model, not a curated record. Bases 669 to 1700 code for a protein of 343 amino acids. NCBI's taxonomy places the organism in Eukaryota, Metazoa, Chordata, Actinopteri, Syngnathiformes, Syngnathidae. Gene Ontology annotation, molecular function: DNA-binding transcription factor activity, RNA polymerase II-specific; RNA polymerase II cis-regulatory region sequence-specific DNA binding. Gene Ontology annotation, biological process: regulation of transcription by RNA polymerase II.
UUGCCGUACUACUUUCUAUUGAGACACCCUUCCGCAUCCAAGUCUUUACGAUGCCACAUAAACUUCACUAUUUUCCAGAAUUAGUAGCGUACGUACUGCGGUGUUGACACGUGAAGUCCAUCACGAUUUUACUGGACUAAAACAUCAUUAUUUCGAUAUCUGUGUCUCGACAAAGUAAUUUUGUUGCGCGUUAAAGCUUCGCGGCCUAGCCUAGCUUAUUUUAGCUAAGAUGCUCGCUGCAAACAAAACGCAGCCCUUGUGCACAACACGUCGCUCAGCAGAACGUGUUGUGAUUGUCGUGUGAAAAUGUGCGCAAAACGCGUGAAAGAAGAAGCGUACGAGGAGGAAUUUAAUCUGUCAAAAGAAAUCGAUGGACAAAGAUGGGACACUGUUUUCAAGGGGACUCAUCCUGUUUUACACGGAGCAGACAUCAGUAAAUAUCUUGAGCAGCAGCGAAUCAAAGAGGAGUUGCCGAAUCUAUCUCACGGGAGAGCGGAAGGCAUGCCAGAGGGCCCCCACGUUAAAGAAGAAGAGCAGAAGGAUGAAAUCACAGAAUUUCCGUUGACUGGUGUCACUGUGAAGAGUGAAGGAGGUGAUGGAAACCAGCGUGAAGGACCACAAUCAAAUGGCCUCUUACAGUAGCUUCACCAAAAGAAGGUGACGAUGUCAUGGCGCAUCCUUGUAAAGAUGAGGGACAUUCGAAAGGUGGAAUGACUCAUCACACGGAGAAGAAAUUCCUCAAAUGUUCAGACUGCGGCAAAAUGUUUUCCAACAAGUUCUCAUUGACGAGACACACAAAAAAACACACUGGGGAGAAACCUUUUGUCUGCUCAGUUUGUGGAGAAAGGUUCUCCUUAAAGGCAGGAUUAACGACACACACAAGGAGCAGGCACAAUGGGGAAAAGAGUUUUUCUUGCUUGGUAUGCACGAAGAGAUUCUUUUUGAAGAGUGGCUUGACAAGGCACACGAGAACGCACACUGGAGAAAAACCUUUCGCUUGCUUCCUUUGUGGUAAAAGGUUCUCCUUAAAGGCAAACUUAACAACUCACACAAGAAGCAGACACAAUGGAGAAAAACCCUUUGCCUGCUUAGUUUGUGGCAAAAGAUUCUUUUUGAAGACCGGUUUAGCGACGCACCUCAGGACACACACCGGGGAGAAACCGUUUGUAUGCGCAGUUUGUGGAAGAACAUUCAGCCAAAAUGGAGAUUUAAACAUACACACAAGAACACACACGGGAGAAAAACCUUUUACCUGCUCAGUUUGCGGGGAAAGUUUCUCGUUGAAGGCAAAUUUAGCAACACACACAAGAAGGCACAAUGGGGAAAAACCUUUUGCCUGCUCAAUUUGUGGCAAAAGAUACGUUGGCAGAGGAGAGUUAAUGAUACACAUGAGGACACACACAAGAGAAAAGUCUUUUGCCUGCUCCGUUUGUGGUAAAAGAUGCUCCAAAAAGGCAAGUUUAACAAUGCACACAAGGACGCACACUGGGGAGAAACCUUGCACCUGCGCAGUUUGCAACGCCAGUUUCAGUGCGCGGUCAAAUUUGACUCAACACAUGAAAACGCACACUGGGGAGAAGCCCUAUUCCUGCUUAGUUUGUGACAGAAGAUUCUCUCGAAGCUCCGCUUUAAGAAUGCACACAAGAAGACAUGCAGAAGAAAGAGAAAAGCGCACCGGUGGGAAGAGCAGCAGCCAAUAAAGCUGCGGAAGAAACGGAGGCUAUGUUGGAAUUGGGAAUCAUUGACUCGUGCUACCCCGCAGACCCUACAAAGCGGAUCCUCGGUCAACAAAUGAAUGCGUUAAACGACCAAUUCAGUUCAUGCUCUGAAUUUUUUAUUUAUUCAUAAAAUGCCGCAUUGCACCCACUGUUUUUGGUUUUGUCAAAAUGUUGCUAGUAGUGUUGUUUGGGUGGCUAAUUGUGUCACCGUUGAAAUAAAGGGACUCAUGUUCAAACGUGAGAAAAGCGUUCUCCUUACCUAAUCUUUACUAUUCUAAUCAUCACACAUUUAAAUUGCUUUGAAUUGAUUUGGAGGAUUACUGGUUGUUUUGGAAAUGGAGAGCCACUUGGGUACUGUUGGUAAAGAUAAGGAUCUUAUAAUUCAUGAUAUGACAAGGUAGGAAACAGACAAGAUACUACAUCGCAAUAGACAACACUUGAUUGCUAUUUGUCUGAUUGUUAUGUUUGUUCUCUGAUGUUAAACAUUAAAGUGUGGAAACUAUGCAAUAAAAUAAGAACUUUAUAAA